Molecule: messenger RNA, 6973 nt
Organism: Alligator sinensis (Chinese alligator)
Lineage: Eukaryota; Metazoa; Chordata; Crocodylia; Alligatoridae
Exons: 44
Coding region: 124-6606 (2160 amino acids)
Source: RefSeq, a predicted model, not a curated record
UACUGGCAAGGACAUUGCUAUUGCAUUGAAAGGAGUCGUACUGGAACUUGGAUUGAAGCAUUGCGAUACUGCAAACGAUAUCGAGACACAGAGCUAUUAACAAUCACGAAUCCUUCAGAAAAAAUGUGGAUUUUACAGUUGCCUCUGGACAAUUUUUGGAUUGGAUUGAAUAAUUUGGAAGAUAUGACUAAUUUUAGAUGGUCCGAAGGAUCACCAGCAGAUCUGACAGCACCCUGGUUUUGGAUCACACACCCAGUUCAGCCAAACACUACGUACUGUGUGAAAAUUUCUAACGGCAACUUGAUUCCUUUGGACUGUAAUGUCAAGGCCCAUUGGAUAUGCAAGAGAAGUGCAGAUGUUGAGCGAUAUCAAGAGCAUAAAGCCAAAGUCCUUCUCUCAUCAACACGUGAUCCAUUAGAAGUACAUGCAGAUUUGCACUUUGCUAAAGAAGCCUGCCUGGAACUUAGGGAGAAGUGCACAGGAAUUUCUACCUGGCAGAAUGCUUAUGUCCUUGCUAGAGGAACAGAAUUGAUGAAAAGUGAAGAGAGCAAUUCCUACGCCUACGUAAAAUCAGAUUGUGCUAUGGGUUACUUCGGAAAGGAUUGUUCGUCUGUGUGCAGUUUAUGUUACAAUAAUGGCCUCUGCAAUCCAUACACAGGCACUUGCAAUGAUUUCCACUUUUGCAGUGCCCAGAGUGCACCAACAGCCUGUCAAAGAGAAAUGAAAAGUGUAUGGUGCCCACGUUUUCCUGGUUGGUCGUAUUGGGAAGGCAACUGUUACUUUGUGAGCACAGAAGCCUCUGUCAGUUGGGUAAAAGCAAGGCAGAUGUGCAGAAGAUUCAGAAGUGCAGAUCUGCUGUGGAUUGGGAGCCAAAAAGAACUGGCUUGGCUGUUGUCUCUAAUUACAUCUGAAACUUUUUGGAUUGGACUGAAUAGCAGGCAGCAAGAGUCUAUAUGGAUUUGGUCAAAUGGGAACUCAGCAGCCAAAGAACUUCACUGGUUACCGAUGUCUGGAGAGUCAGCUGGAAGAUGUGCCGGUAUGAAAUCAACAUCCUCAAGUAUUUUGAAGUUAAACUGUGAGAAUGAGCACAGGUGGCUCUGUAAGAAAACUGAAUCACCAAACAUUUUUGAUGCGUUUCUUGAGCGAUACCUAUCAGGGCCGCUUUCAUCAAAGAAAAUAUACGACUCCCUUCAUGAUGCCAAGAUAGACUGUUUAUACGACAACAACUGCACAGGAGUAGUUAAAGUCUCUAAUUACUUCAGAAGAGUGGCAGGAAUUGAUGAGAUCCAUUUUUCUGAAUUGGCUGCUGACUCAGAUGUCGUUACGUACGUGAAACAGGAAUGUUCUUUCGGAUACUAUGGAGAAAACUGUAUGCAGCUGUGUCCCUCAUGCCGUGGAAAGUUUAGGUGCAACUCAGUAAUGGGCAGAUGCCCAGAAAAGUUAAUUUGCAUGGACCAAUUUAAAGGUGAAAUUUGUGAAUCAGGCCUCACCAGUUUAAAAUGCCCUCAAGAUCCUAUCUGGUGGUAUUGGAAUGGCAAUUGUUACUACAUAGAAAGGAAAGAGAUGAUGCCAUGGGAGCAGGGCUUAGCUCUGUGUACAUUUUAUAACAAUGCUAGUCUUUCUAAGCUAGAUAAUGAAGAAGAAAAGAUGUGGGUAGCUUCCAUGUUGGAAGGUGACGCCUGGAUUGGUUUGUCAAGGCAGCAGGAUGCCUGGAAUUGGAUUAGUGGACAUGGAGCUGAACUUAACUCCAGUUGGCUUUCAGAUAUUCAAAUGGAUCAACAUGGAUGUGCUCAGAUCAAGAAAGGAGGCAUACUUAUGGCAACUAAUUGUUCCACACACCUCUACUGGGUCUGUAAAAAACCAGCAGAUGUUGAUAUUUUCUUGGAGUAUCCUGGGCAUCUUUUGCUUUCUCUUGCUGAGAUGGCUCAGUACAAGACCCUAAUGGAAGCCAAGUUCUACUGUGCAAUGACAGAGACGUGUACUGGAAUAAAUAGUUGGCCAUCCAGGUUUUCCCUUGUCUCAGGAACUGAAAUGGUGACUGCAACCAUUAGAAAUGCAGUUUACUUGAAAACAAGCUGUGUUUCUGGGCGAUAUGGAUAUGGAUGUAAGGAAGCCUGUCCUGAGUGCCGUAAUAACCUACCUUGUAAUAGCUUGACUGGGAUUUGUGAUGAAAACACCCGUUGUCUUGCUCCCUUCAGCACAAGGAGUUGUGUAAUAAGCACAGUCAGUUUAAAAUGUCCAGAACUUGGUUGGCAAUACUGGAAGAGGUAUUGUUACUUUAUCCUUCCAGCUAAUUGGAAACCUUGGAAGGAUGCCAAUACUACGUGCAGUCGGUACAGAGGUGCUGAACUCCUUUGGUUUGAAAGUGUGGAAGAACUGACUUGGAUAACAGAAGUUGUGUUUGGAGAAACAUGGACAGGACUGCAAGAUAUAAAUCAAGAUGGUAUCUGGGCAUGGGCACAUGAAGAUAGUGCAUCUAGUGUUUUGCCAUGGUUAGCCCUAAAAAAGAAGAAAAGACAGCAUAGAUGUGUUGAAUUGACAGCUGAUAAAUACGUGUCUGUAGCAGACUGUAAUAAAGCCAAGGGGUGGGUGUGCAAGAAGGCAGCAGAACCAGAUCUUGAUGUGUUCAUGGGCUUUUGGGAUACAGUAACAGUCUUUCCAACAUUGACAAUAUCUAAUAACUACACUAACCAUACACUGGCCAGAGAACAAUGUGUAAAGCAGAAACGUGGGUGCCUUGGCUAUAUGCUUUGGAGAGAUGCUUAUUUACUGAUACCUAACUCUGAAUUGGUUAUUGGUGGAUUUGCACCCAGUGUCACAUACCUAAAAUCAGCUUGUAAUGUUGGAUACUAUGGAGUGUCGUGUGAACAGGAAUGCUCACGUUGCUAUUGGGACAGGCCAUGCAAUAGCAUAUCUGGAGAGUGUGUGGACAGUGUUGUUUGUGCUGCACCAGAAGAUGUAGGGGCCUGUGAUUUAGGCAAGUACAGCUUGAAGUGUCCUCUUGGUUUUGGCUGGUGGUACAGGAAUGGAUGGUGCUACCUUAUAGAAGGCAACAGAAAUUUGAGCUGGAUGGAAGCCAGGCUGUUUUGUAGCCAUUUUAAAGGAACAAGUCUAUUGAAGCUGGAAUCCUCUGAUGAAAAGGACUGGCUGCAAAAGAUGAUAAAAUGGCCUGUGUGGAUAGGAAUGAAUAGGGCGACAUCAGACUCUGUGUGGCAGUGGAUAGAUGGAGCAACAGCUGACACCUGGAUAAAGGUUCAAGGAAAUGCAGCUGCAAACUGCGUUGCUGUUUGGUAUAAUGAAACGACUUUACGAGGAGUUGAUUGCCUUUCAAAACACAAUUUUGUGUGUAAAAGAAGAGAAUCUGAAAAUAUGUUUCAGUUUUAUGCUGGCCACAUCAUAAUGCACAGUCAGAAUGCGAUUCCAAAAGUGCACUCUUCCCUUAAAUCUGCUGAAAAUGCUUGCCUGUAUGAGAGAACACACUGUACUGGAAUAGUCUAUUCAAAGAAGCAGUAUCAUUUGGUUGGUGGAACAGAAAUAUUUAGAAGUUCUUAUAAAGCUGACUCAUUAUACCUUAAAACUGGUUGCCACCCAGGUUAUUAUGGCUCAGACUGUCAGUCCACAUGCCGUCCGUGUGACAGGGGUCUUCCUUGUAACGGUGUUACAGGACACUGUGUGGGAACUUCCAGUGUUACUUGUAGCUUACAGUCUCAAGAUCCACAGUGCUCCCCUGGAGAAGUUUCCAGGCAGUUGUGCCCACAGAGGCCUGAGUGGCACUAUUUUCUGAAGACGUGUUACUACAUAGAAGACACCAAAACUAAGACAUGGAGUGAAGCAAGAAGAGCAUGUCAGGGUUUUAAAGACACGGACCUUGCUAUAAUUACAGACAAUGUAGAAAAGACUUGGAUACAAUUUAAAGGAGAGAACAGCUGGAUAGGUAUGACCUAUAAGAAAGAAGAUUCCCUGUACGUGUGGGUUGAUGGCAAACCUGCACAUGCUGAAAGUGCAUGGGUCAUCAGAACAAACAGGAGACAUAUGCUUGUCAAAGAAGACUGUGUGGUUGCCUUCAAGCAUUAUUUUUCUCCCGCACAUUGUUUCUCGCUGAGAAAAUGGAUAUGCAAAAGGAAGGAAGUUCUCAACUACUUUACAGUACAUGAGGGGAGAGUGUUAUAUAGCCCUUAUGUACCAGCAUCAAAUAUUUAUAACAACGUAACGGCCGCCAAAGAUGCUUGCUCCCAUCUACAGAACUGCACUGGAGUAGUGGUUGUGGGAGAGCACAACAUUGUACAAAGUGGAACAGAACUCUAUAACAUCAGGAACAGAACUGUGAAAACCCUUAUCAAAUCGGAUUGUGUUUCUGGAAGGUUUGGGCCUCUCUGUGAGCAUGAGUGCCCACCCUGCCAGCAGGGAGUUUCUUGCAAUCCCCACACAGGAAAGUGUGGGGAUACAGUGUUUUGUACUACAGAGAGUAGCAGUAUCCCCUGUGAAAAAGGUUCCUUGUUUGGCGGGUCAUGUCCUGUUGAAGAUGAAUGGCAGUACUGGCAAGGAAGCUGUUACUAUAUCCCCAGAGCAAAGAGGCAAAGCUGGCAGCAUGCAAGAGACCUGUGCAGGCGUUACAGGGACACAGAUCUUCUGUGGCUAGCACAUCCUGAGGAGAAGGAAUGGCUGUUCUCUAAAGUUCCCAAAGCAUCCUUCUGGACAGGCCUUUAUGGGGUUAGGUGGUGUUCAGUUUUGAAGUGGUCAAACAGUCAAAUCCCUUUUGCACGCUCAGCAUGGUUGUCUCUACACAAGUGGACUGUAACUGCCAAGUGCUGUGUGCAGCUGAAUGCUCUGAAGGGCCAUUUGGCAGCUGUUUACUGCUUUCAGAAAGCCCCGUGGAUUUGCAAGAGAAAAGAAGAAGGAAUGAUCGAUUUCCAGGAAUUCCAAGGAUAUUAUGUGGUUGGCACCUAUACAUCAAACUCUUCCUACCAGUCAUCACUGGAAGCUGUACAGCUCUGUAGAUUUCAGCGAAGCACUUGCAAUGCCGUUGGGAUGAUCAAAGGAGAAUACAGAACUAUGUUUGCCACCCGGCUUCUGCUCAUCAGUGGAGCCCUUGGAGAUGAAAGUGCUGCCUAUAUAAAAUCGGCCUGUGCCUCAGGAUACUAUGGUCCAGAAUGCCAGGGUAGUUGCACCUGUAAUAAAAUUGAAAACUGCAACCCUUUCACUGGAGAAUGUGCUGAGUACUUACAGUGUUCAGAGAAAUAUGUGGCACAACAGUGCCAAAGAGGUGUGGUCAGUCUGAAGUGUCCAGAGAACCCUGGGUGGUGGUACUGGAAUGGCAGGUGUUAUUAUAUAGAAGAAACGAAUAGUUCAACCUGGCUAGAAGCAAAGAAUUUCUGCACUGCCUAUAAUGGCACUGAUCUCCUUGUAUUGGACAGUGCAGAAGAAGAGGCCUGGAUAACCUCUGUGUUAAACAAACCUGCGUGGAUUGCCUCAGUGGUUUCCUUGCAAAGGGAUAAGGAAAACAUGGGCAGGAAGAAUCAGCAUAUUUUGGUAAGCCACACCAAAAAUACCACUUUGACCGCUUGUGAUCAGCUAACUGCGAAUGGGAGCUUGAACCAAAUUAACUGCUCAUCCUCAGCUUCCUGGGUUUGUAAGAGAAAUGAAGGUAAUGGCAUUUUUUGGAAAUACCCCAGAAUGCUGCUCCUGCAGCCGCUAGGAGGAUUAACAUACACAUUCUUGGAGGUUGCGAUGUCAGCCUGUAUCAUAGCAGCUGAUUGCUCUGGAGUAACUUACUGGGGGCAAAGUUACAUACCUGUCAGUGGUAAAGAGCUGAUCUUCAACAGAAAAAGAAAUGUUGCUGUGUACCUGAAAAGUGCUUGCAGUGAAGGACGGCAUGGCAUGUAUUGCCAACAGAAGUGCCCACGCUGUCUCAGCCGUACAACCUGCAAUAGAAUCACAGGGUUGUGUGAUGGUGCAGUGACUUGUCACGAAAUUAAGAAAUUAGAGCUUUGUGAAUAUGACCUUACAAGCAAGAUGUGUUUCCCCUUUUGGAAAUACUGGAAUGGAAAUUGUUAUUAUAUUCCUCCUUUUGGGGCACUGAAUAAGAGUGGAGCAGAAUUUAUGUGUGGUCAAUACGAAGGGUCCCAGCUGUUAAAAUUACAAGAUGCAGAAGAACAGAGGUGGAUUGCUAAAGUCAUCUCUAAGAAAAGCUGGUUACUCAAGCUGAGCCAUAAUCUCCAGUCCAAAACCUGGAUCAUGCCUGGUAGAGACACCGGAGUGCCUCAUUGGGGUUUCCAAGAGGCUCAGGAUUUGUGUAUUCAGAUUGAACCUGUAAAUGGGACCUUGAUUUCAUCUCCCUGCUCAGAACUGGCUUCGUGGAUUUGCAAGGUCACACCAGUUCCCGGAGCACAGGAUUCCAGUUAUAUCUGGUGGAAAUCGUUGGUCCUGUCAUUUUUUGUUUCAGUUCUCGUAGUUUCUGCUAGUGUGCUUGUUACAUAUAAAGCUGCCCAUUGGAGAAGAGCGGUGUCUCUAGAAAAGGGCAAUGAUGAGGCUGAGCAAAAGAGUGAAUCAGAGGAGAGAAAAGGACAAGACAGCCCUCGAUCCAGAAGAAGCAGCCCCUCUAAUUAGGGUGCAUGACAGCAGACCCACCCCAUCCUUCCUAGUAAGAAGGUUUGGCUUUGAGAAGAAGUUUGAGUUAAGGAAUACAUGCAUGGAAUCUGAGAGCCCAUUAACAGACACAAAAAUAUUUAGCUUACAAGUUGUUGAAUGUCUUAAUUGACUUUUAUUAGAGUUUCUGUACUGUCUCUGAGCCCCCGCAGUCUCAAGUGACUCCAUCUGUUAGAAACAAUAUCUGUCUUUGUGUGUGUUGGCACUGCCAUUUCAUCAAAGCAGAAUAUACCUAGAAUAUGACUAAUCUAAAAUAUGUCCUUAAAUCAUUUUGCAUUUCACUCAGAGAAGUGUUCAUCUGUGUUUUUCUUUUUUGUGGAAUAGUUCA